This is a messenger RNA of Penicillium manginii, 1506 nucleotides long. RefSeq names its product phenylalanine--tRNA ligase. NCBI's taxonomy places the organism in Eukaryota, Fungi, Ascomycota, Eurotiomycetes, Eurotiales, Aspergillaceae. Gene Ontology annotation, biological process: phenylalanyl-tRNA aminoacylation. Bases 1 to 1506 code for a protein of 501 amino acids. The record is from RefSeq and is a predicted model, not a curated record. Gene Ontology annotation, cellular component: cytoplasm; mitochondrion. The transcript is spliced from 2 exons. Gene Ontology annotation, molecular function: tRNA binding; ATP binding; phenylalanine-tRNA ligase activity.
AUGCGGUUGUUUGCUACUGGCCGAGUCCUGAGGGCCAGCAGUGGUCGCUGGUCAAUUGCCGCAACUCAAUCCAGGAUCACCAUCCCCCGCACAUACCUGCUACAUAGGUCUACUUCAGCCAUCUCUCGGAGUUGGAGCUCAACCCCAGCUCGCUGGAAUACCCAGUCCACCGGACAAGUGAAGCAGCCCACCAGCCUGAAAAUCGAAGGCGACGCAUACAAGACAGAUCAAUGGACCAAUACCACGGACCAAAUUCUGUCGCAUGUUGGACGACGAUUGUACCUCGAUGAAAACCACCCUCUGGCUAUCACCCGCAAGCUUAUCGAAAGCCAAUUCCCCGCUCCCGUCUUUGGAAACUACCUCGAAAAGAACCCCGUGGUUACGACUGCUCAAAAUUUCGAUGUUCUCGGCUUUCCAGCGGACCACCCCGGUCGCAGCCGCACCGACACCUACUAUGUCAAUGACAAAACCGUGUUGCGUACCCACACAAGCGCGCAUCAGCAAGCGUACUUCCAACAACUCAAUCGAAAUGAACAAACUCGCCCGGAGGAAGUUGGAUACACCGUGAUUGCCGAUGUCUACCGCCGUGACGCUAUUGAUCGCAGCCACUAUCCGGUUUUCCACCAGAUGGAGGGUGCCAUGCUGUGGAAGCGACCUGAGAACAACCCGCUUGCUUCAUCUUCCGAAACAGCGGCCAAGAUAAGAGCGGAUAUCGAUCUCAUUCCAAGCCACAAUGUCCCAGUCGAGGAUCCAAACCCGACCAUCCAUCCCCAACGGAACCCCCUACAGGCAGAGCAUCACAGUGCGGAGGAAGUCGAAGCAAUUGGGGCACAUCUGAAGCGCUCGCUCGAGCGUAUGGUCAUCAAGGUCUUCACCGAAGCUAGCAAGGCCGCCGCCGCAAGCUCUGGAAGCGACGUCGAACCCGAGCCAUUGAAGGUGCGCUGGGUGGAAGCCUACUUCCCUUUCACCAGCCCAUCAUGGGAACUCGAAGUCUUCUGGCAGGGCGAAUGGCUCGAGAUCCUUGGAUGUGGUGUGAUUCAGCAAAACCUGCUCAUCAACUCCGACGUUCCUCACCGAGUUGGCUGGGCUUUCGGAUUGGGAAUCGAGCGUAUUGCCAUGCUCCUCUUCAACAUCCCCGAUAUCCGUCUUUUCUGGUCUCGCGACGAGCGUUUCCUGUCCCAGUUCCGUGCUGCACCCGGCCUGCUACAAGGACGUUGCCUUCUGGGUUCCCCCUCCGCUGUUACCGGCGGCAGCAGUGCCGCUGGCGGCGCUGUUCCAUUCCACGAGAACGAUGUCAUGGAAAUUGUUCGUGGAAUUGGCGGUGAUCUUGUGGAAGAUGUUUCGUUGAUUGAUGAAUUCACUCACCCGAAGACUCAGCGCAAGAGCAUGUGCUACCGUAUCAACUAUCGCAGUUUGGAACGGACUUUGACGAACGAGGAAGCUAAUGAGAUGCAUGACCAAGUCCGGAAGCAAUUGGUUGAUGGUUUUGGAGUUGAAUUGAGGUGA